AUGGGUCGUCAUCAGGGUGCUGUACUGUUAGGUUCCAUCUCUGUUGUUUUCAUUAUGAACCUUAUUGUUAAGGUGUUAAGGCGACUCGUCACUCCGUACUAUAACUGUGCUACCCGUUCCUCGUGGUCGGUGUCAGUUCCCACGCUCGCCCCUCUCACCUUACGAGACGAGAUGAGUUUCAUUAUCAUUAUUAUAUUAUCUCUUGUUGUAGUUGGUUUCGGAGACAUCGAGCGGUCUCAUCAUGACACCACAAGUGUGAGAGCGUCGGAGGAGACCGAGUCUGGUUGUUACUAUGAAGGCUCGUGGUUCACUGCGGGGGCUGCUGUGCGGACCCGUGAGGCCUGUCUGUCGUGUGUCUGUGCUCGAGGCGCUCUCUCCUGUCGCCGUCGCUCCUGUGCUGCCUCCUCGGAGCCUCCAGCACACUGCUCCGUGGUUCACCGGCGAGGAGAGUGCUGCCCUGAACUGCACUGCCCAAAUAGAACAACUUACUUAGAUGAUGCAGCUUCAUCAAGAUCUGAGGAUUCAUAUAUUGAUGUACCGUCUUCCAUCGGUCAUGCGUGUGUGGAAGGCGGCACGGUGUACGCGGCGGGGUCAGCGAUGUCCUCGAGCCUGGCCUGCGAGCAGUGUUUCUGCCUGGGAGGCAGGAGACGGUGCGUGAGGCCCCGCUGCCUGCCGCCGCCCCCCGGCUGCUCGGCCCGCCCUGCAUCAAGAGCCUGCUGCCCACAACGAUAUUACUGUCUACACGGAGAUACUAAGCCUCCCAUUGAAACUGACUCUCAUGAUUGUUUAACCCCCACUGGUACAUGGGUCCAGGAAGGCGGGCGCGUCAAGGAAUCUGAAAGUUCUGAUUGUGUCCAGUGUUUCUGUCUCCAUGGCUCCAUCCGUUGUCAGCAUCUGUCAUGUGCUCCGAUGUUACACGGCUGUAAGCCCCUGGUACAACCUGGACAAUGUUGUGCCCAUCAGUACAUGUGCGAUCAUAACAGAAAUGGAACGAAGUUAAAAAAUUUGAGUCAGGUACGACAAAAUGUACUUUUACCUGUGAAAGAGGAAUUUCGAUCGUUUCAUACUUCAAAAUCGACUAAGAGAGAAACAACUCUCAGAGCGAUGGAGUCUGUAAGUGAAAAGAGUACAGCCGCUGUGACGGUUACUAAAGAAGAACCUAUAAAAAGUACUGUAAAAGUAAAAAGAAAAAUAGAAGAAAAUCUGAGUAAUGACACGGUGGCGGAAAGAGUUGACACAACUAAAGUGAUGGAGUUAGAGACGACGCAGAAUAAUAAUGAUAUUACGUCAACUAUAACUCCUGAACCUACCACAGAGAUGACAGAAGAAUUAAUGACAGAACAACCAGAAGGAUCGGUGAGAGUUAUAAUAAACGGCACCAUCAACUGUACGGCGGAACUAUCAUCAACGUCUCUGUUCCUAAAUGUAACUAACACGAAUGACACCAUCUGGAUACAAGACGACGUGCAGCCUCGCGUACCACUCAUAGAUCAAAUAGAGAAUUUGGAUCACACGUUUCCACCUAAUGAUAUUAUAACGGAGGGGAACCACAACGCUAACUUUGACGAAGACGAAACCUACACAGUAAAUGUAACUUCAUCUCUUCACACUAACAACACUCGUUCAACACCAGCGACCCUAUCGUCCACAGCUCUCCCUAAAACGAUCCUCCCAGCGUUGAUCGGAGCUGUUAAUAUGUCUAAAACAAAAAAAGACGAAUAUGAUUACGAUUAUACGGAACCUACUCUGCCGCCGUCCUUACCGAAUUUGAAGAUCAUUCCAUUUGUAGCUGCUGACGCGGUCGUUGAUAGUGACAUGUCACCUAAAGAGAUGCCCAACUAUCCGUCUUUGACGAGAGAUGACAAAUUCCCCGUGUACUAUCCAACUAAAGACUCUAAAGAGACAGUUUAUGAAACGCACAGAGAGGAUGUUUACAAUUUAACGCAUUAUUCAAUGUUCACGCCUGGGAAGAAUGAACCUCAGUAUCCAGGAAUAGUACAGGAUGAAGAUGAUGUGAAUAUCGCUUAUCCGAGACUAACUGAUGACGUAGGGUCAGAUGUCCACGAGUAUACAGUAUCUGCAUCUUUCGGGAACCCUGGCAAAAUAAAUUCCGGUAUCGUUAGUGAACCAAGUCUAACAUCAAAAUUUGAUAUGAAGUCACCUGAUGUAAACUUAUUUUCACCUCCCGUAGAAACGGAAGGAGGUUUCGUCCCAAAAGACCCGGGGCUCAUUGAUGACUACUACACGCCGUAUCAAAGCACCUCAUCUGGCAUCAUACCUCACUUAACAACGUCCAUGCCAUUGAAUACGAAAGAUGAAUGUUUAUCAGAUGAUGGUCGACGAGUGUCAGAGGGUGAGUCCAUCAACGUUGACUGUUCUAUCUGUUCCUGUAUGUGGGGAGAACUACACUGCUCCCCGCGACCAUGUCACACGCCGCCUGGCUGUAAGAGGCAGAUGAUUGAAAAGAACACUGCUGACUCAUGCUGCGGGAAAUUAAUAUGUGAUCAAGUUGACAAGAUUCCAGAGGUUUCUAAUACAUCCACUUCAGGUUUUCAAGAGAGUUUUAACGAAACAUUUAGCUCAAUGUUUGAUGAUAAAAACAACCUAAACGUCACCCAAAAAGAAAAUCCAACAUUUGAUGACGCCUUACAUAGUGACAACAAAACAAUACACAAUGUGAUAAGAAACAACACAUUAAUAGAUAUUUUACUUGACAACACAACGAAAUCAUCCGUAAUAAGUGGUAUUCCUUUAAAUGCUACAACAACCGAAAAAGUAAAUAUGUUAUUACCGAGUAGCAGCCAGGCUUCAGACUAUGAAGAAGAAGAUGACGACGAAGGAUUCUCUCUGGGAAGUGUUUUGAAACUCUUGUUGAGUGAAACAUACGACACCACGACAUCUGCCUCUAAGAAGAAACCGACGACGACGACUACACAUGUACCAAAAGUAGUUAAAACUACAGCAGCGACCACAACAACGAGGAAACAAUCAAACAUUCCACCGUUUGUUCCUCUAACACAACACUUCCCCUACAUUCCUCCGAAACAAUCACCCCAUCGAUUCAAUACGGUCGAUAGAAUUGACCAUUUAGUGUUGGGAGAAGCGAGCGCCAUCAGAACGACCACCACACAGGCACCUGUCACUUACAAACCGGUCACUUACACCACUACCAAAAAGAUUUUCACCACCAAAACCACUCAGAGGCCGGUCGUCACAAAGUCCGUUGAAAUAAACAGCAAGGAAGGCUUCGUAAGUCAAUCGGUAGAAAAGCGGCCCACAUCUAAUCUAUUCUCAGGGUUCGGUCUUGGUUUACCGAAACUAGCCGGCUGUAACAUAUAUGGACGAAUGUACCGAGUGGGUAGGAUCAUAGCUGAGUUGUCUUCACCGUGCCAAGAAUGUAAAUGCACCGAGGUUGGAGUACAAUGCCGUUCUUUGGGUUGUUGA
This is a messenger RNA of Danaus chrysippus (African queen), 3444 nucleotides long. The record is from the annotation of a GenBank genome assembly. Lineage: Eukaryota; Metazoa; Arthropoda; Insecta; Lepidoptera; Nymphalidae.